This is a messenger RNA of Prorocentrum cordatum, 663 nucleotides long. The record is from the annotation of a GenBank genome assembly. NCBI's taxonomy places the organism in Eukaryota, Dinophyceae, Prorocentrales, Prorocentraceae.
GCCUUCUGGGCCCACUUGCAAAUCCAAAACGUGAUUACUGGCGCCCAUGCGCUAGAAGAUCCGUAUCAUCUACAUAUCUAACUGGCACACUUGCUUACGCGCGAUGAUGAGCCGCCUCUUCGUGGCAGGUGUCCUCCUGCGCACCUGCCUCGGCAUCACCCUUCGCCCCGACGCCCAGGCUGCUCGCGAGUCGGGACCGUGCAGAGACGCAGCCCCCGGCGAGUGGUGCCACGCCGCGGCGGUGUGGGCCAAGGAGAUCGGCUUCGAGCGGCGCCCAGACUGGCCCGUGGGCGACGCCAGCCAGCGCAGCCUGUCGGACCCAGACUUCCAGGCACUCCUGCACCAGCUCGGCGAGGCGGAGUGCUCCAGGCCCUGUCCCCAGGACCUGGGGACUCGGCGGGCCGCGCGCCCGCGCUGGGGCUCCUCCAGCUCCAGAGCUCCACGGGCCAGGCGCUGGGCUCCAGGAGACUUCUGCGGUCCAGGCCUUAAGCUCCAAGGCCCAGAGCGCCUUCGGCCUUAACCACGCGCUGUUCCAGGCGGUGAUGGAGCGCAGGCUGAAGCCAAAGGUCCUGGGCGCAAGCGAGGCCCACGAGGCGAGCUGCCAGGACGCGCGGCCUGGCGACCUGUGCUACCAGGCGACGGCGUGGCUUCACGACACGGGAC